Molecule: messenger RNA, 1855 nt
Organism: Blastomyces dermatitidis ER-3
Lineage: Eukaryota; Fungi; Ascomycota; Eurotiomycetes; Onygenales; Ajellomycetaceae
Exons: 1
Coding region: 706-1503 (265 amino acids)
Source: RefSeq, a predicted model, not a curated record
GGGCGUGCUGGAAGCACGAACGUAUUGGCUGCACAGCAAUUGGCAAACGGGGCUAGCUUUUCACCCCAUCAAAACCGAUCGUCAAAUUAACGGCACUGUCAAUUUACAGUGGGCAUACAACUCACAGAGUCUUACAGAGUAGUAGUAGACUUGCAGGAAACAAUCGGACCAACUUUGAUGUCCAUGAAUAUCAUUAGGGCUUAUUGCAUCACGUGGUCGGGGCAUCUUCACUCCGGCGCUUUCCCGCUGCGGGAUUAGCUCGGCCUUGUAAAAGCUGACCGCUUGGCGAUGUUAUCAUUCCACCUCCGCGCUCACGGCGCAACUUGGCGUCAUGGAUAUAAAUAUCCGAGUCGAUCGGCCUAACUUAGGCAACUAUUUCAUGAAAGAGGAAUUUUACGUCCGCACGGCUUGAUUAAUUAUUAUUGUAUCCUCACGGCGCCGCAACGUCACUUCCAGUUAACAUUUCAACAGGGGUACUGAAUGGAUAUAAAAACUCUCCCGAUUCCCGUUUAGAAACUCCAUGUAGCAAUUGUGACAACUAUUUCCCCCCCUUUCUAAUUAUUCUCUCAAAUUCGAAAAGCUUGCCAUUAUCCGGCUCAUCUGCUUAACUGUUGACUUAUUUCUUCAAAAGACGCAAACGAAUUGUGGAAAAUUAUCUUUAUAUCCUAUUCCUCAACCACCUUGGACCCACAUUUAGGAAGCAUCAUGUCUACCACCACCACUGAUAACUUGAUAAAUAUUGCUUUCUUUGGCGCCACGGGCGGCUGCGCAAAUUCUUGUCUGACCUUUGCUCUCAAGAAUGGAUACAAAGCAAGCGCCCUCGCUCGAACCCCCUCAAAACUUCAAGACCAGCUCCUUUCACAGGGGCUUGACCAGGCGACAAUCGACCAUAACUUGACAAUCAUCCAAGGUGAUGCGACUGAUGUUGAAGCCGCCAAGCGCACAAUCUCUCCAGAGAAAAACAAUGGCAAAAUGGCUUCACUCAUAAUAUCCGGGCUGGGCGGAACACCCAAACUCACAGCGGCGCUUCAACCCGUCACCCUCGAUAACCCGACCAUUUGCGAAACUGGCACCAAUUCCAUUCUAUCCGCUGUGGAAGCACUGCAACCGUCCACAGUAACUGAAAAGGAGAAACCCAUCCUCGUGGUUGUCUCCACCACAGGCAUCUCAUCUGGGCCGGGAGAUGUACCGCUCCUCCUCCUCCCUCUCUAUCACUUCCUCUCAGUCCCCCAUAAGGACAAAAAGAAGAUGGAGCACGUUCUCUUUGAUAUGCCCUCUAAACAACUUCUGAGAGGCGCCAUUGCUGUUCGUCCGACACUGCUGGUUGGUGAUCAUUCCAUCGCUAGUGGAAAGGGGUGGAAGACUUUGAAGGUCGGGACGGAAAAAAAGCCUGCCUUGGGACAUUCAAUCCAGCGGGCGGAUGUUGGGGAGUGGAUUUUUGAGGAGGUCAUUAAGGCGGGCGGGGAGAAGUGGCUGAAUGAGAAAGUGACGUUGACUAAUUAGGAUUUUUUUGGAUUCCUUCUGUCUGUCCUUUUGAUCUUUCUUUUCCUGUUCUGCGUGUGUGCACGUUUUAUAUGUCUUAACGAGUCAUUUCCUGCUAAGAUACCUAUGAAGCACUGUCUGUUCAAUGUAUAUAAUAAAUACCUCUAAUCUACUUUAGGUCGAUACGGGAUCUGCAUUUUGUUUUUUUAUAGGUUUUACUACUUAAAGCAAAUAUACAAUGUUUAUGUCACUGCAGUUCUUGCCAACAGAAGGGAGUUCAAUAAAUAAAUCCAGCCGCACAAACGGAUUCCUCCACACCACAUACUUCGUCCCCUGACUACUAAAUUCUCGGGGACUGUACCACAAUUUUCAA